AAACAUUUAAACAUAAAAAAUGUUUCUUUUGUAUUCAGAACGGUCUGGCUAAUACAAGUGUUUAAUGAUAGGCGUAUUUUUUCCUUUUGCCUUCACAAGUUAAAGUUAUAAAUAAGUUUUUUAUUAACGCAUUAUUUCAGUGAAUACAAAAUGUUACUACUAUAUGCUCUGCUGUUAUUGGGAUUAAUUUUGUUGAUAUUUUUUGUGGCUAGUCGACUAACAUGUGGCAUCACCAGAAGUCCUGUCUGUUUAAUUGGCAAAACUGCUAUUGUUACUGGAGGAAAUGCAGGUAUUGGUUAUCAGAUAGCUUUAAACCUGGCUUCCAGAGGUUGUAGAGUGAUAAUAGCUGACAAAGAUGACGCAACAGAUUCGGUGAUGAGCAUAAUAAAGGAGUCAACAAAUCCGAACAUUCUCUGCAAGCACAUUAAUUUGGCUUCGUUUAAAUCAAUACGCGAUUUUGCCAGUGACAUCAGAAGUACAGAAAAACGAAUUGAUAUUUUAAUACAUAAUGCGGGAGUGCCAAUGUAUAGGCCCAUUGUUACAGAGGAUGGGAUAAAUGGAACCUUCCAGAUCAAUUAUUAUGGGCCUUUCUUGUUGACGCAUCUGCUACUAGAUUUAUUAAAAAAAUCCUCACCAAGUAGAGUAAUAUUUACAAGCUCUUUUUAUGCCUACCUUUUUAAUCUAAAAUUGGAAGAUUUGAACCCAAAAGAUAUACAAGCUUCUGAUUUCAUACCACAGCAUAAGGUUUACUCUAAUAGUAAACUGUGUGAUAUUAUUGCUGCAAAUGAGUUUGCAAGAAAGCUUAAAAGUUACGGAGUUACAUGUAACUCCCUACAUCCAGGUUGUGUUAGGACAAAUAUGCUAAGUGGUUUAAGGAAGGAUGUAUUGUGUCAAAUGAUAAAUUUGCUUUGUUGGAAUAUUCUUAUCAAUGUUGCUGGAAAAAGUUCUUGGGAGGGAGCCCAGACGGCAGUCCAUUUGGCAGUGUCAAGUGAACUAGAAAAUGUGACAGGAGAACAUUUUAUAGAUUGCAAGUUAUUUAAAUUUUUACCUUCUAGUUGUUAUGAUAAAAAGUUAAUUGAAGCCGUAUGGAGGAAGUCUGAAGAAAUAACAGGUUUAAAAGAUGAUGAAAAAAUUUUAUAAAAAUAAAU
Molecule: messenger RNA, 1148 nt
Organism: Brassicogethes aeneus
Lineage: Eukaryota; Metazoa; Arthropoda; Insecta; Coleoptera; Nitidulidae
Source: the annotation of a GenBank genome assembly